Messenger RNA from Coregonus sp. 'balchen', 5088 nucleotides. NCBI's taxonomy places the organism in Eukaryota, Metazoa, Chordata, Actinopteri, Salmoniformes, Salmonidae. The record is from the annotation of a GenBank genome assembly.
AUGGAAUCAAAAAGAGAAGGGAAGGACAAGUUCUUUAUAGUGACAUGGGGGAAGGCGAGAAAUGGCUUCGCCAGAGGAUGUAUCGGCCAUGUGGAGGCAGAGAUGCAGAAGGGAGAGCUGAUGGGACUGUUGUACGGAGGUGGCAGCAGUGGGAACCCUAAGUGCAGGGGCAUGGUGAAGAUGGAGGACACGUACCCCCUCACCUGCCACCAGGCCCAGGCUCUUCGUAUCCCCCUCCAGCAAAUGCCUGGAGCUCCUGUGUAACCCCCAGCUUUUUCGGCUAUCUGUGUGCUGUCUCAGGAUGACCUGGUGGUAGUUAAGCACAAGAAGGGUCACCAGCCAGGGCUGGUUAGGAACCUAAUGCUGAUCGGCAAGAAGGAGAACCAAGGGGACCUGCUGAUGCUGGGCUUUGAGGUUGAGUUUGUGGUGAGUAUGCAACUUAUAUAAAUCUGGUAUGCAAGUCCAUAUCAGCAUAGACACUGCCAUAGAGAAAGUGGAAUGGCUUUCACCAUUUUGUCCAAUGUAUAAGCAAAUAAUCAGGAAUUAUUACUGUCUUUGAUCCUCUCAUUGAUAAAAAUGUAGCCUAAUGAUUCCACAGUAUGGCAGACACUGUGAACUGUACGUGUCAAGUACACCUGAACCUCUCAUUGAUUUACAUGAGUUUAAGGAAGUGAAAGCAGGAGACAAGAAUGUCUCUCUCAAGUGUCGAUCACACCGACAGCGUCAUUGCAUUUUGGUACACCAGAAGUACAUUAAUUUCCAAUGGAACGCUGCGUUUGCCUUGCAGCAUUACGUUGCAGAGGCAGGUGCAGUGUGUUCUGUGUGGUGCAUAUGUUCGAUUUAUCAAACUUAUGCGUCAAACUGUAUGCGUAGACAGCUUGACAGAAUGGUAGCAGAAGGUGAAUGUUGAACUUUUGUUGCACACAUAUCCAGAUGAUGCUGCGUACCAUUUUGCGCAACGACGCUGUAGGUGUGAUCGAGGCAUCAGGGGAAGAUCCAUAAUGUUAUAGGAUUAGUUACAGCACAUAACUUUUACGUAACAUCUGAAACGUAAUAACACUGAGCAAUUUGCAGUUGCUCGAAUGCAGUUUGUUGUAUUUCUGGCUUGCCAGUAAAAACUCUCAGCACAGCUACUGUAUUGGGAUUGUGUUUACGUCAUCUAAUUGUCCUGUUUCCUUUCAAUUUCAGCAGGACUCUAAUCAAACAGUGUCGUCCAAGAAGCCUGCCCCUCUUCCCCUGUUCAGUGCAGCAGACAUUGUCCAGGUUGUCCCAGCGUACUCUGUAGGCCUUGGCCCUCGCUGGAAAGACAGUCAUUCAAAGGGUCAGGACUGUAUGUUUACUUGCUAGUGUUCAAUCCCCAUGCAUUCUCAUUGAUCAGUAAGCAAGCACAUAUGCCUACAUGCAUUUAUUUACAAAAUAUGACACAUUUACCUGGCUUUUCUAGUCUUUAAACCCAUUACAUACUUUACUUGUUUUCUUUUAAGAAGCACAGCAAUGGUGCCAGGAAAAUAAUAUCAGCUUUCAGAACCCAGUAGCUUGGGGGUCUCAUUUCAAACUUGCUUCACAAAGACAGAAUUCUUUGAAUGGUUAUCAUCACUUUAGGACUUGCUGCGCAUUGGUGCGCCUGCAAGCAAAAUACCCCUCCACCCCGCCUCCCCCUUAUCAGAAAGAAAUGCUAAAAUAUAAAUGCUAAACGUUAUUGGAUGGCAAUGAGCAGCACCUGUGGCUAGACAGUGGGCAAAGUGCGGUUCUUUGUACAGAACUGGUCAAACUGGCCCAGGUGCUCUGGAAUGUAGCAGCAGAGAUCCAUCACAUGCUCUGGAAUCUGUGUACAUUGCAUGCUCUGAGCUCUCUGCAUACCUCUUAUGGAGAUAGACAUGUUUACCACAGGUCAGUCUCAUGACAUUGGUCUUGUGACAAGGACAGAAACUAUGUGAUCUGUCAUUCUUACCCCUCCUCUUCAACUUCUUCUCCCCCCAGGUCUAAACAGAAAGGUGGUGUUACGUAUCAACUCCAUGCCUAAUAUGGGAUCUCGUGGGCGACAAGUGAGCGAUAUAAACCACGUAGACCAGAAUGUCACCCCAACCGAAACCCUGUCAAGCCACCCUUUUCAUGUGGGUUCCCUCGUGGAGGUAACGUCCAACACUGGGAUCACUGUAUAUGGGGUAAUCCAGUGGAUGGGCGUCUUUUCAGAAAAUAAAAACGACUGGGCCGGAAUUGAGCUGGUGAGUGUAAGAUGUGAACUGUAUAAGCAAUGUUAUUGAGCUUGCCUAUUAUUCUCCUCUGAGAUUUCAAUAUCUCAAUCAGAUUUGAUUCCUCAGCAUUAUGCUUUUGCCAUCAGGAUUAUGAGGUGAAUAAUUGCUCAGACGGGAUGUAUGGAGGUCAGCGGUAUUUCACUUGUAAAGGGGGCAGAGCCUUGUUUGUGCCCCUAACAAAGUGCAGUCCAGAUGGAAGGUUCCUAUGUCCCCCCUCUGAAAAGGAGACCCUCAAAGCCACAGAUAUCCCCCCAGGUUAGACACAUUUUACACUUUACAUUUUAGUCAUUUAGCAGACACUCUUAUCCAGAGCGACUUACAGUCAGUGAGUGCAUACAUUAAUUUUUUAUUUUAUUUUAUUUUUAUACACCACUCGUAUAGGUCCUUCCUAACACAUGCAUAAACAGUGUAGAUAAUCUCAGGUUAUGCCAUUGUAAUAAUAGCCUUAUAAGCAUUGGUUUGCAGACCACACCUCAAACCAAACCAAAAUGAAUCAAACACCACCAAUGAGCAGAUAUAAAACAUUCAUCAGUUGUAUUUCUGUUAUGUAAGUGGUACUUCAUGUUUUUGUAUGGUUUGCAUCAGUCACUCCAUUGGAGGAAACCGAUGAGAAUGUCCCUCCUAUCCCUGAGUCGGAAGGCUUGUCUUUGCUUGUGGGCAAGAUGAAGGGGAUCCAGGGGCACUACAACUCAUGCUACCUCGAUGCCACUCUCUUCAGGUAAACUUACUUCAUCUAGCUCAGUGUUCCUAACACAUAGUUGUAUGACAGUUUGACACGGUUGGGCAUAAUUUUUUGUUGAGCCCAGUUUCUUGUAAGAAUGACUUAAUGCUGCGCCAGGACCACUGCCAAGCUAACAAAGGUAAUACAUCUCUCCACAGUCUGUUCAGCUCAUCCAUGACCCUGGACAGUGUUUGCCACAAACAAGCUGACACAGAACAGAGCAUAUCACACACUCUGAGGAAAGACAUCGUCAACUGUUUGCGCCGGUAUAAACAUUGUCUGUACUUUCAGUUUUCUAGAUCCUCUUGACCCUCAGGCAGGCCUGUAUUAUCAACUGCUCUUCAAAAUAAGGACGUUAUGACAUUGUAAUUCACCCAGACUGAAGAGCAUGUCUUGAUUACUCUGGCACAUUGGUAGUGAAUGUUCAGGUCCAGUAUAUGCACUUUAUAUGAAUGUGCAUUUCCAUGUGUUGUGUGACAGUGUGUUGUGUGUAUUGCCGUGUGGCCACUGAGAGUGACAUCAGUGUGUGUAAUCCCCAGACAAGGUUUUGUGCCUGCUGAGAGCGUAAUGAACUUCCGCAAGCAGCUCGGCUGUGACACCUUUGUAACAGAAGAGAAAGGUACUCUCACAUACUUAUCAUAGUGUUGUCUCUAUGGGUCUCUUAACAGAAAUGUGAUACCAGCCAAGGCAAUUGAUGUCUAAAUUAUCAUUUUUAAAUGGCUGCAGUGUCUUUCUCCUAAAUGGUGUUAUCCUGCCUCCCUGCAGACCCUGAAGAGUUCAUCACAAUCCUUCUACUGGGUGCUGUGCAUGGAGCCAUUGCUUAAACUCAGGUUUGAACCAGUUCACCUUUCACCUUUCUCUGCUGCUCUAUUUGACCUCCUGACCCAUAUCUUUCUCUUUCUUGCAGGUUAUGCUGUAGGCUACUUAUUGCUCCUUGCUUCCCCUCCUCACACUGCUUAUCUCCAUUCUAAUGGUCUGGGCUUCUCUCUGAGUUUCUGUUUGGUCACUCUGCCAUGAUUGAGUUGCUUAGCUUGAUUGUUCUCUGGGUCUCAGGUCGAAUAACGACACAUCUCAGGAUGCCUACACAUUCCAGAUUAUUCUGGAUAAGGAGCAGGUGACACAGACUCCCACUGUUCAGCAGCUGCUGGAUACCUCCUUCCUGUCUUGUGGCCUCAGGUUUGAGGAGGUGGGUGGUACUGUGCAAGGUUGUCUAAGGAGCAAUGUUUACGAGGCCUUGUAGACCGCCCACGUUUUGUUUGGAAGGCAAUCCCUUUGCUCUAAUGUUUAAUGUCUCUAAAAUGUCCCUCAGAUCCCAUCCUGUCUCAUGGUCCAGAUGCCAAGGUUUGGGAAAAAGUACAAGAUGUUCCCCCACAUCAUCCCCACGACAGAGCUUGACAUCACAGAUCUUCUAUACAACUUUGAGUUACACCAUCAGUCAAUGUAAUGAAGACUGACAGAGUGUUUUUGCAAAACGCUGGUCACACGUCAGCCACGUAUGUAACUAUGAAUAAAAGGCCAUACAGUAACUCCCUAAGCAUAGCUUGCCAUAGUAAACUGUCUUCAGGUUGAGUGACAGCUUUCCACCUUCCUUCUCCCAUCAGCCCCCCGUGAGUGCUUCCUCUGUGGGCGUUUGGCAGAGUAUGAGUGCCCCCAGUGCCUACAGGACCGCAAGCUCCAGCCAGGAAUAAUUAAACAGUACUGCACUACUUGCAAGACACAGGUAGACACCAUUAAGCAGCAUGACUGUUUGAGUUACAGCUUUUCUACCUGCAAGUGUAUUGAUUUCCUCUUCUUUAUCUUACUGAAUCUCCCUCUCUACUUUCCCUCUUCCCCACCUCCCUUUCCUCUCUAUCUCCACUUCUCCCUUUGUGACAGGUGCACACUCAUCCCUCUCGGAAGGGCCACUGCCCUAGAGCCCUGGCAGUGCCAGCGGAGGUUCCGGCAGAUGCCCCUUUACCCAGGCACAUGAUGCAGUUGUUCGCUGUGCUCUGUAUCCACACCAGCCACUAUGUGUCCUUUGUGAAGUAUGGCCCUGGCCCUCGCUCCUGGCUCUUCUUCGACAGUAUGGCAGACAGAUGUGGUGAGAACACAGCGUUCUCACAACAGUGCUAA